Cutaneotrichosporon cavernicola is the source of this 1605-nucleotide messenger RNA. RefSeq lists its product as uncharacterized. The transcript is spliced from 4 exons. The coding region runs from base 1 to 1605 and encodes 534 amino acids. Lineage: Eukaryota; Fungi; Basidiomycota; Tremellomycetes; Trichosporonales; Trichosporonaceae. The record is from RefSeq and is a predicted model, not a curated record. Gene Ontology annotation, molecular function: ADP binding; proton-transporting ATP synthase activity, rotational mechanism; ATP binding. Gene Ontology annotation, biological process: proton transmembrane transport; proton motive force-driven ATP synthesis.
AUGCGCUCCGCUCUUGCCCAGUCGCUCCGCGCGGCCUCUGGCCGUCGCAUGGCCGUUCGCUCGUACGCGACUGCCAAGCCCGCCGCCUCGGAGGUCUCGUCGAUCCUCGAGAGCCGCAUUGCCGGCACUUCGGUUGGCGGUGACGUCCAGGAGACCGGCCGUGUCCUCACCAUUGGUGACGGUAUCGCCCGUGUCUACGGUCUCCGCAACGUCCAGGCCGAGGAGAUGGUUGAGUUCUCUUCGGGUGUCCGCGGCAUGGCUCUUAACCUCGAGGCCGACAACGUCGGUGUUACCAUCUUCGGUAACGACCGUCUUAUCAAGGAGGGUGACACCGUCAAGCGUACCGGCGAGAUUGUCGACGUCCCCGUUGGCCCCGGCCUUCUCGGCCGUGUCGUCGACGCUCUCGGCAACCCCAUUGACGGCAAGGGCCCCAUCGAGGCCAUCGGCCGCACCAAGGCCCAGGUCAAGGCCCCCGGUAUUCUCCCCCGUCGCUCGGUCCACGAGCCCAUGAUGACCGGUAUGAAGUCGGUCGACUCGCUCGUCCCCAUUGGCCGUGGCCAGCGUGAGCUCAUCAUUGGUGACCGUCAGACUGGCAAGUCGGCCGUCGCUAUCGACACUAUCCUUAACCAGAAGAAGUGGAACGACGGCAACGACGAGUCCAAGAAGCUCUACUGCGUCUACGUCGCCGUCGGCCAGAAGCGUUCGACUGUCGCCCAGCUCGUCAAGACCCUCGAGGAGAACGACGCCCUCAAGUACUCGAUCAUUGUCGCCGCUACCGCCUCGGACGCCGCGCCCCUCCAGUACCUCGCCCCCUUCUCGGCCUGCGCCAUGGGCGAGUGGUUCCGUGACAACGGCAAGCACGCCCUCAUCAUCUACGACGACCUUUCCAAGCAGGCCGUCGCGUACCGUCAGAUGUCGCUCCUUCUCCGUCGUCCCCCCGGUCGUGAGGCUUACCCCGGUGACGUCUUCUACCUCCACUCGCGUCUCCUUGAGCGUGCCGCCAAGAUGAACGAGAACUACGGUGGUGGCUCGCUUACUGCCCUCCCCAUCAUUGAGACCCAGGGUGGUGACGUCUCGGCUUACAUUCCCACCAACGUCAUUUCGAUUACCGACGGCCAGAUCUUCCUCGAGGCUGAGCUCUUCUUCAAGGGUAUCCGCCCCGCCAUCAACGUCGGUCUUUCGGUCUCGCGUGUCGGUUCGGCUGCCCAGACCAAGCUCAUGAAGUCCGUUGCCGGUUCGCUCAAGCUCUACCUCGCUCAGUACCGUGAGGUCGCCGCCUUCGCCCAGUUCGGCUCGGACCUCGACGCCUCGACCCGCUACCUCCUCAACCGUGGUGCCCGUCUUACCGAGCUCCUCAAGCAGCCCCAGUUCUCGCCCAUGGCCACUGAGAUCAUGGCUCCCCUCAUCUACGCCGGUGUCAACGGUCUCCUUGACAAGGUCCCCACCGAGCAGAUCACCGCCUGGGAGAAGUCGUUCACUGAGGUCCUCAAGAACCAGCACCAGCCCCUCCUCGAGAAGCUUUCGGGCGGUGUCCUCACCCCUGAGAUCGAGAAGGAGAUGAAGGCCGUCAUUGAGGGCCACGUCGCCGACUUCGUCGCUGCCUAA